Messenger RNA from Sphenostylis stenocarpa, 729 nucleotides. Lineage: Eukaryota; Viridiplantae; Streptophyta; Magnoliopsida; Fabales; Fabaceae. The record is from the annotation of a GenBank genome assembly.
AUGACAUGCAACACUUUUUCACUGUGUCUCAGCUUUGCUUUAAUCUUCUACGUGGCUCAAGGAGCGAAAGUUACUUUCAUAAACCAUUGCGACUACACGGUAUGGCCAGGAACCCUAACCGGCGACCAAAACAAUCAGCUGUCAAAAACAGGUUUCGAGUUGGCUUCAGGAGCAUCCGACUCUGUGGAUGUUCCUUCUCCAUGGUCGGGUCGGUUCUGGGGCCGAACCGGAUGCUCCAACAACGAUGGAGGGUUCAGCUGCGCCACGGGUGACUGUGGCUCCGGUCAAAUCGAAUGCAACGGCGCAGGUGGAGCUCCACCAGUGACGUUGGCAGAAAUCACUAUUGCAUCAGGGGGAGGGCAAGAUUUCUACGACAUCAGCAACGUGGACGGCUUCAACGUGCCCAUGUCCAUAUCCCCACAAGGUGGCAGUGGCGAAUGCAAAACCUCGAGUUGCCCUAAGAACAUCAACGAUGGGUGCCCUUCAGAUCUCCAAAUGAAAGGGUCUGAUGGUAGCGUGAUUGCUUGCAAGAGUGCGUGUUUGGCUUUCGGAGAUGAUAAGUAUUGUUGCAAAGGAGACUACGGCACUGCAGAUACAUGUCCACCUACGCCCGACUCUCAGUUCUUCGAGGAACAGUGUCCUGAUGCUUAUUCCUACGCUUACGAUGACAAGAACAGCACAUUCACUUGCUCCGACAAUCCUGAUUAUACCAUCACCUUCUGUCCUUGA